AUUGGCUCGCAGUCUUGGGGUAUAAAUAGCGCCGAAAAGCGCGGCAAGGCAUUCAGUAUUCGAAUAAACUCGGAAACGAAACAAACAAAACUCGGUGGAAACACCCAAACAAUCUACGAAGCUACAAAGUAAUCGUCACAUAUUUGGAUUGGAAUAUACGAAAAGUGAACUUGAAGCCACAAUGCCAGCUGUAGGAAUAGAUCUUGGAACCACAUACUCGUGUGUCGGAGUUUGGCAACAUGGAAACGUGGAGAUCAUCGCUAACGACCAAGGCAACCGAACCACUCCAUCGUACGUCGCAUUCACAGACACAGAGCGACUGAUCGGCGAUGCUGCAAAGAACCAGGUCGCUCUCAACCCCAGCAACACGGUGUUCGACGCGAAACGACUCAUUGGCCGCAAGUUUGACGACCCGAAGAUUCAGCAAGACAUGCAACAUUGGCCCUUCAAAGUUGUCAGCGACUGCGGCAAACCCAAGAUACAGGUCGACUUCAAAGGGGAAACCAAGAGGUUCGCACCGGAGGAGAUCAGCAGCAUGGUUCUGACGAAGAUGAAGGAGACGGCGGAAGCGUAUUUGGGAUCGACGGUGAGGGACGCAGUGAUCACCGUGCCCGCCUACUUCAACGACUCCCAGCGACAGGCGACCAAGGACGCGGGGGCCAUCGCCGGCCUGAACGUGCUGCGCAUCAUCAACGAGCCCACCGCCGCCGCCCUCGCCUACGGCCUCGACAAGAACCUCAAGGGCGAGCGGAACGUUCUGAUCUUCGACCUCGGCGGCGGAACCUUCGACGUGUCCAUACUCACCAUCGACGAGGGCUCACUGUUCGAAGUAAAGGCCACCGCCGGAGACACGCACCUCGGCGGGGAAGACUUCGACAACAGACUCGUCAACCAUCUGUCGGAGGAGUUCAAACGCAAGUACAGGAAGGACAUUCGCAGCAAUCCGCGCGCCCUACGCCGCUUGCGCACCGCCGCCGAGCGAGCCAAGCGGACGCUGUCGUCGAGCACGGAGGCCACUAUAGAGAUAGACGCGCUGCACGAGGGCAUCGACUUCUACACGCGAGUGUCGCGCGCUCGCUUCGAAGAACUGAACGCUGACUUGUUCCGAGGCACUCUGGAGCCGGUGGAGAAGGCGCUCAAGGAUGCCAAGCUGGACAAGAGCUCGAUCCACGACGUGGUGCUCGUCGGCGGCUCCACGCGCAUUCCCAAGAUUCAGAGCAUGCUGCAGAACUUCUUCUGCGGCAAGCAGUUGAACCUGUCCAUCAACCCCGACGAAGCGGUGGCAUACGGCGCCGCGGUACAGGCGGCCAUCUUGAGCGGCGAGCAGCAUAGCAAGAUCCAAGACGUGCUGUUGGUGGACGUGGCGCCCCUAUCGCUCGGCAUCGAAACCGCGGGCGGAGUGAUGACGAAGAUCGUAGAGAGAAACGCGAAGAUACCCUGCAAGCAGUCGCAAACGUUCACCACCUACUCAGACAACCAGCCCGCUGUCACCAUCCAGGUGUACGAGGGCGAGCGCGCCAUGACCAAAGAUAACAACCUGCUGGGUCGGUUCGAUCUGACCGGCAUCCCGCCUGCACCACGCGGGGUACCGAAGAUCGACGUCACCUUCGACCUGGACGCCAACGGCAUCCUGAACGUGUCGGCCAAAGAGAACAGCACGGGCCGCGAGAAGAACAUCGUUAUCAAGAACGACAGGGGGCGGCUGUCGCAGGCCGAGAUCGACCGCAUGUUGUCGGAGGCGGAGCGGUACAAGGAGGAGGACGAGCGGCAGCGGCAGCGGGUGUCGGCGCGCAACCAGCUGGAGUCGUACGCGUUCAACGUGCGGCAGGCGCUGGACGAGGCGGGCGACAAGCUCAGCGAGCAGGACAAGGAGACGGCGCGCCGCGAGCGCGCACACGCGCUGCAGCUCCUUGAGCCGGUGCUCGAACUCGUCGCGCUCGGCCAGCGUGUUGUUGUCGAUCCAGCGCAGCGCCUCGUCGCACUCGCGGUGCGCCGUCUCCUUGUCCUGCUCGCUGAGCUUGUCGCCCGCCUCGUCCAGCGCCUGCCGCACGUUAAACGCGUACGACUCCAGCUGGUUGCGCGCCGCCACCCGCUGCCGCUGCCGCUCGUCCUCCUCCUUGUACCGCUCCGCCUCCGCCAGCAUGCGGUCGAUCUCGGCCUGCGACAGCCGCCCCCUAUCGUUCUUGAUAACGAUGUUCUUCUCGCGGCCCGUGCUGCUCUCUUUAGCCGACACGUUCAGGAUGCCGUUGGCGUCCAGGUUGAAGGUGACGUCGAUCUUCGGCACCCCGCGUGGUGCAGGCGGGAUGCCGGUCAGAUCGAAGCGACCCAGCAGGUUGUUGUCUUUUGUCAUGGCGCGCUCGCCCUCGUACACCUGGAUGGUAACAGCGGGCUGAUUGUCUGAGUAGGUGGUGAACGUUUGCGACUGCUUGCAGGGUAUCUUCGCGUUUCUCUCUACGAUCUUCGUCAUCACUCCGCCCGCGGUUUCGAUGCCGAGCGAUAGGGGCGCCACGUCCACCAACAGCACGUCUUGGAUCUUGCUAUGCUGCUCGCCGCUCAAGAUGGCCGCCUGUACCGCGGCGCCGUAUGCCACCGCUUCGUCGGGGUUGAUGGACAGGUUCAUCUGCUUGCCGCAGAAGAAGUUCUGCAGCAUGCUCUGAAUCUUGGGAAUGCGCGUGGAGCCGCCGACGAGCACCACGUCGUGGAUCGAGCUCUUGUCCAGCUUGGCAUCCUUGAGCGCCUUCUCCACCGGCUCCAGAGUGCCCCGGAACAAGUCGGCGUUCAGUUCCUCGAAGCGAGCGCGCGACACUCGCGUGUAGAAGUCGAUGCCCUCGUGCAGCGCGUCUAUCUCUAUAGUGGCCUCCGUGCUCGACGACAGCGUCCGCUUGGCUCGCUCGGCGGCGGUGCGCAAGCGGCGUAGGGCGCGCGGGUUGCUGCGAAUGUCCUUCCUGUACUUGCGUUUGAACUCCUCCGACAGAUGGUUGACGAGUCUGUUGUCGAAGUCUUCCCCGCCGAGGUGCGUGUCGCCGGCGGUGGCCUUCACUUCGAACAGUGAGCCCUCGUCGAUGGUGAGUAUGGACACGUCGAAGGUUCCGCCGCCGAGGUCGAAGAUCAGAACGUUCCGCUCGCCCUUGAGGUUCUUGUCGAGGCCGUAGGCGAGGGCGGCGGCGGUGGGCUCGUUGAUGAUGCGCAGCACGUUCAGGCCGGCGAUGGCCCCCGCGUCCUUGGUCGCCUGUCGCUGGGAGUCGUUGAAGUAGGCGACCAAGGACGCGGGGGCCAUCGCCGGCCUGAACGUGCUGCGCAUCAUCAACGAGCCCACCGCCGCCGCCCUCGCCUACGGCCUCGACAAGAACCUCAAGGGCGAGCGGAACGUUCUGAUCUUCGACCUCGGCGGCGGAACCUUCGACGUGUCCAUACUCACCAUCGACGAGGGCUCACUGUUCGAAGUGAAGGCCACCGCCGGCGACACGCACCUCGGCGGGGAAGACUUCGACAACAGACUCGUCAACCAUCUGUCGGAGGAGUUCAAACGCAAGUACAGGAAGGACAUUCGCAGCAACCCGCGCGCCCUACGCCGCUUGCGCACCGCCGCCGAGCGAGCCAAGCGGACGCUGUCGUCGAGCACGGAGGCCACUAUAGAGAUAGACGCGCUGCACGAGGGCAUCGACUUCUACACGCGAGUGUCGCGCGCUCGCUUCGAGGAACUGAACGCCGACUUGUUCCGGGGCACUCUGGAGCCGGUGGAGAAGGCGCUCAAGGAUGCCAAGCUGGACAAGAGCUCGAUCCACGACGUGGUGCUCGUCGGCGGCUCCACGCGCAUUCCCAAGAUUCAGAGCAUGCUGCAGAACUUCUUCUGCGGCAAGCAGUUGAACCUGUCCAUCAACCCCGACGAAGCGGUGGCAUACGGCGCCGCGGUACAGGCGGCCAUCUUGAGCGGCGAGCAGCAUAGCAAGAUCCAAGACGUGCUGUUGGUAGACGUGGCGCCCCUAUCGCUCGGCAUCGAGACCGCGGGUGGAGUGAUGACGAAGAUCGUAGAGAGAAACGCGAAGAUACCCUGCAAGCAGUCGCAAACGUUUACCACCUACUCAGACAAUCAGCCCGCUGUUACCAUCCAGGUGUACGAGGGCGAGCGCGCCAUGACCAAAGACAACAACCUGCUAGGUCGGUUCGAUCUGACCGGCAUUCCGCCUGCACCACGCGGGGUGCCGAAGAUCGACGUCACCUUCAACCUGGACGCCAACGGCAUCCUGAACGUGUCGGCUAAAGAGAGCAGCACGGGCCGCGAGAAGAACAUCGUUAUCAAGAACGACAGGGGGCGGCUGUCGCAGGCCGAGAUCGACCGCAUGCUGUCGGAGGCGGAGCGGUACAAGGAGGAGGACGAGCGGCAGCGGCAGCGGGUGUCGGCGCGCAACCAGCUGGAGUCGUACGCGUUCAAUGUGCGGCAGGCGCUGGACGAGGCGGGCGACAAGCUCAGCGAGCAGGACAAGGAGACGGCGCGCCGCGAGUGCGACGAGGCGCUGCGCUGGAUCGACAACAACACGCUGGCCGAGCGCGACGAGUUCGAGCACCGGCUCAAGGAGCUGCAGCGCGUGUGCGCGCCCCUCAUGAGCAAGAUGCACGGCGCGGGCGCGGGCGCGGGCGCGCAGCAGCGGGCGCCGCACUCCGGGCCCACCGUCGAGGAGGUCGACUGAACCGCUCGCCGCUUGCACAUCAUUCCAAACCCUACGAUGGAUCUCUACCGGUGUAAAUACUCUGUACAAAAUAACUUAUUCUAGUCCAUAUUAGCUAGUAGAUUCCUUGGAUUAUUGUGUGUAAUUUAUUGUGUUUGUAUAAAGUUAAUUUAUUAUUUGUGUCCAAACAGAUAUAAAUGUAAAAAAUAAAACAUUAUUAUU
Molecule: messenger RNA, 4889 nt
Organism: Chilo suppressalis (striped riceborer)
Lineage: Eukaryota; Metazoa; Arthropoda; Insecta; Lepidoptera; Crambidae
Source: the annotation of a GenBank genome assembly